AUGGCUUCCGCUAUAUCCACUAUUGCCGAGUUCUCGUAUGGUCUUUUGACGCUCUCAGCAUCCAUCCUCAAGAAAGCCCGUGAGGAAGCAGCAAAAACGCACCAGUACUCGUCUGCAGAGACAGAAGCCCCGAGUGGUUGUCAAAGAUAUCGCUGCCCAAGUCCGAAGCUGGCGGGGAGUCCAGGUCGGAGUCAGAAUCCAUACAUGCACAUACAUCAACUAGCGACUGAGUUUUGA
Molecule: messenger RNA, 237 nt
Organism: Postia placenta MAD-698-R-SB12
Lineage: Eukaryota; Fungi; Basidiomycota; Agaricomycetes; Polyporales; Adustoporiaceae
Exons: 2
Coding region: 1-237 (78 amino acids)
Source: RefSeq, a predicted model, not a curated record